This is a messenger RNA of Oldenlandia corymbosa var. corymbosa, 2092 nucleotides long. The record is from the annotation of a GenBank genome assembly. NCBI's taxonomy places the organism in Eukaryota, Viridiplantae, Streptophyta, Magnoliopsida, Gentianales, Rubiaceae.
CGCCGGCAUACCCAACUAGCCAAUACGGUCUUGGUUGUUAGAAUAACAACUCCCACUAACGUGUUUUUUUAGUUAAAGAAAAAAAAAAAAAGAAAACAAAAAGAAAAAGAGAGCUAUCUUGUCCGUUGUUGAAGACUUUGAAUUUUGAUCUGAACAUACACUUUCACACUUUCAGUAGUAGUAAAGAGAAUAAAUAAAUUUCUGAUUUGUAUCCCUUUUCCAGGCCUCAAUAGCUUCAGAUCAUUAUUUUGGGUCAACCCCGGCCUUACCUGUUUCCCCUUUGAAUCAUAUACAUCAGUUGUCUUUGUUUCCAAUUUUCCUCUUUACUAGUAGACUUGAGAUCAAGUCUUGACCUGUGUGGCCUGAUGGAUCAUCGCGAGAAAGAAAGCGAUUUGAUGCAAUUUUUCACCUCUGUCUCGGAUUUCAUCUCUAAUCUUUUCCUUGGGAUGUUCUCUGUGGCAGGGGCCCUGUUGAUGUAUCAAGGGUACGUGAAUGGGAAAGUUAUGGAUUUCGUUUCUGGUUUGACGUGUUCCACCCUAGUGGCUGUAGUGUACAUAGCAAAAUAUGGCUGGAACCGGGGGCGUCGAAUUGGUAAGUUAUUGCUAACUACGAAAGAGAUUGGUAAGGGCGGUAAUGGAAGUGUGGUGUAUGAGGGCAUAUAUGGAUAUCGUCAAGUCGCUGUCAAGUGUGUGGACAAGGCUCAGAAUCCCAGUGCUCAUAGCGUAAUCAAGUAUCUCACCGCAGCAGAUACCCACCGAAAUAUUGUGCGAUUGGUUGGGGAUGAAGAAGAUGAAAAAUUCUUGUAUAUUUGUCUGGAGCGGUGUAUCUGCAACAUAAGUGACCUUGUUCGCAUGUUUUCAGGGUACAAUUUGGGUGUUCCAGAUAAAACAUACAACGCCCGUAUGGGUAAAGCCAAACAGUCCAUUCAGAACAAGAAUGGUAAUGAUGCUACUAAAUUAUGGAAGGAUAAUGGAGAUCCUUCUCCAACUUUAUUGGUUUUAAUGAAGGAAGUGGCUGCUGGACUUGUGCAUCUACAUCAAAAAACUUACAAAAAACAACGAAAAAUGGUUCAUGGAAACCUGAAGCCAGAGAACUUGUUGAUCAGCGACGAACUACCCUUAUGCGUAAAGCUUUCAGACAUCGGUACAAGCUGUUCAACCCGCGGAUGGCAACCUAAAGAAGUGCUUUGUGGCGGUGGAAGUCCGACACCGGCAUCUGAUUUAUUCAGUUUAGGCUGCGUGUACUAUUUCUGCAUCACUGCUGGUGAGCACCCUUUUGGAGAUGAUGAUAGCAAACGUUGCCAGAACAUUAAAAACGGCAACCCGCCUGAUCUGUCGUUCUUGGAUAAGCAACCUGAGGCUAAAGAACUCAUCUCCCGCCUACUGAGCCAUGAAUCCCAAGAUAGACCUACUGCACAAGAGGUUCUUCUUCAUCCACUGUUUUGGGGUGAGGCUACCCGAUUAUCAUUUCUUCAUGAAACAAGUAAGAAGCUAACCAGUAAAGGUCCCAACGAUCCGCUUGUAGUCGACAUAGACAAUACAUCAAGCCUAGUUCUCAGUAAGGAAUGGAUCAGAGAGUUGCAUCCUGUUCUUCGGAAUAAUAAGUAUUGGCGCACUGGGUACGAUUUCGAGCGUGUCAAAGACUUGGUGAGACUCAUACGCGACAAGUAUGAACAUUUUCCUGAGUAUCCUGAUGACAUCAAACACAUCUUGGGCGCAACCCCACAACCACAAGGAAGUCAAGGGGAAUUGGAAGCAAACCCGGAAGCGUAUUACCACUAUUUUGCUAGUCGGUUCCCAAAUCUCUUCAUUGAAGUUUACAAAGUGAUGAAGCGGCACUGUGAAAACGAGAUGACCUUUGCCACGUACUUCAAGAACGUAAAAUCUAACUAGUGAGCCGCCUCAUUACAAUUCAUGUUCACUAGUGGAUUGCGCCACUAUUAAUUUCUUGUUUGUUUGUUGGUUGUUUAUUUUCUGUAAAAGUAUCUUCUCAAUGUACCCCUCCCUUUUGUUUCAAAAACUAGUUCUGUUGUAUUAAGGUUAAUAACAGAGUGUUAGUAUAGUUAUUGAGCUUCCUCUCUCCAAAUGUAUAU